AUGGAGAAGACAAUGGCUAAGUGUGCAAAGCAUGGGGCAGCUGCGCAGAUGUUGACUGCAUACAAUACGAUCCCAUUUGAUUUGGAUGACCUUUUCCGGACCGUUGAGACUUGCUACAAUGAUUCUACUUGCCAAUUGGUGGAGAAGGUUGAGAACCAAGCCAACCUCUUUGCGAAGAAUAUCUUGGCCAUGAAGCUUCCAAAGUACAAUGAUGACUCAAACAUUGAAGAGCAUGAGAAAGACAAACAACUGCUUUCUUGCCAGAAAGUUGCAGAAGCUUCGAACUUGGUCAGCAAGAUCAAGUCCUUUCUGGCUGCUGUUCAGAAGUGCUGCGUUGAGAUUGCUGGCCUGGAACCGGACAUGUCUGAAGUCAAAGAUGCAUUGGACAUUGGACGGCUGUUUGUCUACUCUUUCACUGUGGUUACAAUCCUGCACAGUCCAUUGUGGAAGACUGUAACCCCAGAGGCUGUGAACAAAAAAGACAGCAGAGCUGCACGCUUGGUCGAGGACUUGAACUUUGCACUCAAGUCGGUGAAGAACGAUCGCAUCGCAUUGCCUGAUUCCCUUUUGGCAAGGUCCACUGAGAUGCUGAAGCGCGCAGGCAUUGAGGUGGACUCAGGGCAGUGA
Durusdinium trenchii is the source of this 627-nucleotide messenger RNA. Lineage: Eukaryota; Dinophyceae; Suessiales; Symbiodiniaceae. The record is from the annotation of a GenBank genome assembly.